Molecule: messenger RNA, 889 nt
Organism: Hemiscyllium ocellatum (epaulette shark)
Lineage: Eukaryota; Metazoa; Chordata; Chondrichthyes; Orectolobiformes; Hemiscylliidae
Product: class II histocompatibility antigen, B-L beta chain-like
Exons: 6
Coding region: 1-861 (286 amino acids)
Biological process (GO): immune response; immunoglobulin production involved in immunoglobulin-mediated immune response; antigen processing and presentation of exogenous peptide antigen via MHC class II
Cellular component (GO): membrane; MHC class II protein complex
Molecular function (GO): MHC class II protein complex binding
Source: RefSeq, a predicted model, not a curated record
AUGAUCCGGCCACGCAAGAAUGCAUGCUUCCACCUCCUGCAGUUCCUAUUCUCGGUUGAUCUCUCGGCCGAGUUGAGGUUGAGGGUGAGGUUUGCGUACGAUGGGCAGAGUGUCCUUCAGUUUAAUUACAGCAGGGAGCGGUUCGAGGCACUGACUGAGGCGGCACUGCCCCUUGUCCGUCAGUUUAACCGAGACCCCGCCCGGCUGCAGAGAUAUCGGCGCCACAAGGAAUACGCCAUCUUCCUCACCAACACCAUCGUCAAGGUGACCAGGGAACUGACAGCACAGCCGUCCGUCAGUAUCAGCACGCACCGCACAGCGCGCAGUAGUGAGCCCGUCAGGCUGAACUGCCACGUGAUCGGUUUCUAUCCUCGGGACAUCGAUGUCAGAUGGCUGCUGAACGAUGCUGCCCUCCAGGGGCCCGUGCUGACCAGCAUCGUCUUACCCAACGUGGACGGCACCUUCCAGCUCACCGGGCACAUCGACGUCCACCCCAGGAAUGGAGACAUCUACACCUGCCAGGUGGGGCACACCAGCAGCCCAAACAAACUCACAGCAGUCUGGGCACCGAAGACAAACGUCUGGCCAUCUGGAGGAUACGUCAUUGGGAUAGUGUCUGGGAUUGUUGGCAUCGUCUGCACCGCGAUUGGAGCUGCCAUCCGAUGGCGAGGGCACCGUGCCAGGGUCACACACCCUAGGCCAGGCCAGACUGGAGGAGACGUACGUUCAGAGGCUAGUUCAGGCAUCACAGACUCAGGGACUUGGACGCAGACAGAAGCUGAUCAUCUGCGUGAGGCAGAGGACCCCAACCCCAGCCCCUCGCCCUCGGAAGACGCCCAUGUCCGACUGAGUCUCGGCUAAAGAUGGGCUUCCACUUUCUGCUGCUUGG